Neltuma alba is the source of this 1888-nucleotide messenger RNA. Its product is annotated as inactive leucine-rich repeat receptor-like protein kinase CORYNE. The coding region runs from base 484 to 1686 and encodes 400 amino acids. The transcript has 3 exons. The record is from RefSeq and is a predicted model, not a curated record. Gene Ontology annotation, molecular function: ATP binding; protein kinase activity. Gene Ontology annotation, biological process: protein phosphorylation. Lineage: Eukaryota; Viridiplantae; Streptophyta; Magnoliopsida; Fabales; Fabaceae.
ACCUGCCUAGUGCGCGUGUGCCCUCUUCUCCUUCGUCUAUCCACUCCUUUCUUUGCUCAGUGAAAGGAAGUUCAUCCUCUUUCGCUCCUGUUUUUGAUUCAUAUUCUUGUUCAGAUUCGUCGGAAGGAACAAAUGAUUUACAAGUAAGAUAAAUUAUGGGAUUCGAUGAAAAAUGAAUGUGAUUCUUUGCAGCUUCCUCGUGACGAUAUUGAGCUGAAAAGAUGCGCUUUUUAACGGAUCCGUUUCUCUUAUAACCUCUCCUAUGAGACUUAUUUCCUGCCAUAUUGCUCCAAAGUUUGAGCGAGUUAGAGCUGCAUGCGGAUGUUAUCAGCAUAAAAAUUUGAUCUUGGUGGCUCGUUGAGUCUGCUUCCGUGUGUCAACUAGUCAUGGGGACAGAGUUUGCAGAUGGGUUAGGCAACUAGAAAAUGCCAUGCUUUCUCUUCCUGCAUAGCAUCUAAGAUUUGUGGCUCUAUACCUGCUUCAAUGGCUUCCGAAAGAUACAGUUCCUCAUAUUAUACAAAGCAGUUUUUUACUUUACUCUUGUUGUUCGUAUUUAGCUUCCAGCACAAUACUGUUGAGUGCCAGGGAAGGUUGAAUGAGCAGAACUAUUCAGAAUCAGGGAUUGCGUAUCCAUCAAGCCCUUCACAAGACAGGGAAGACUUCCGCAAAAUUAUCGUAAGCAUUGUUCUAGGAGGAGUCACUGGAUUUGUUGGCUCCGUUUUGUUUGCUCUUAUAGUUCGUUGCUUUGUUCAGUAUUUGAAUCGAACCCCAAUACUCAAGGGUCCUGUCAUAUUUUCCCCGAAAAUUUCUCCCAAGACACUCCAAUCAGCUUUGGCAAAAGAAAACCAUUUACUCGGUUCAAGCCUAAACGGCAGAUGUUACAGAACGGUGCUUGACAAUGGGCUCACAAUUGCAGUCAAGAGUUUAACGACAUUUGAAAGCGGUUCACCAGAGAUUAGGAAAAAAAGGGUUAAAAGAGAAAUACAGAAGGAGCUGGAAGUGCUUGCUAGUCUAAGACAUCGGAAUUUGAUGAGCUUACGGGCCUAUGUUCGGGAACCUGACAGUUUUUCCUUGAUUUAUGAUUAUGUAGCAAAGGGAAGCCUUGCUGAUGCAAUGAACAGGGCUAAGGAAAGUGAGUUGCCGCUUGAUUGGGAUGUUAGGCUGAGGAUUGCUAUUGGGGUGGUUAAGGGGCUUCAGUAUCUUCAUUCUUCUUGUGUUCCUCAGAUUCUGCACUACAACCUCAAACCCACCAAUGUAAUGUUGGAUUCUGAGUUUGAACCUAGGUUGUCUGAUUAUGGAUUGAUUAAGCUUCUACCCAACUUGAAUAGAGCCACAUCUCCCUACACUCCCCCCGAGUGCUUCCAUAAUUGCAGCAGGUACAGUGACAAAAGUGACAUAUUCAGUUUUGGGAUGAUCUUGUGUGUAUUAUUAACGGGAAGGGACCCAGGAGAUGGAUUCUUUGAAGAAGCAGAGGACGGAGGGAGCAUGGGAUGUUGGCUAAGGCAGCUGCAGCAAGCAGGAGAUGCCAAGGAAGCGCUGGAUAAGAGCAUAAUCGCUAGAGAAGGGGAUGAAGACGAUAUGCUUAUGGCCGUUAGGGUAGCCGCGGCGUGCCUCUCAGAUUUGCCUGCAGAUAGGCCUUCCAGUGAUGAGCUUGUUCACAUGCUAACGCAGCUUCACAGUUUUUAAUUCUUCACUCACUAAAAUAGCCAAAUAUGAUAGGGUAGGACGAUCGGAAUUGAGUUAAAACAAAUAGGCGUCUCUCCUCUCUCCCUGCUCCCCUUUUUUUUUUUCCUGGUUUUUGUUUUUGCUGAUGACGAAAUCAAUCAUCCAUUGUGGUGUAACCGAUCGAUUUGGGGUUAUCUUGUUUACUUGUGUUGAAUUUCGGAUU